Owenia fusiformis is the source of this 1221-nucleotide messenger RNA. NCBI's taxonomy places the organism in Eukaryota, Metazoa, Annelida, Polychaeta, Sabellida, Oweniidae. The record is from the annotation of a GenBank genome assembly.
CUUUAGAAACUUCCGGUCCAAAUGUCGAAAAUUCAGGCACGGAUUUUAUUUUUCGCCAAAAGUCGUGAACUGAGUGGACAGAGGGAUUCUCAAAUAACUCUGCCUAACAGUAUCACUGGACUCCAACUUCACAAAUUGGUUCUAGAUACUUUUACAAGCUUGCAACCAUUGGCGGAUACAUUGAUACUUGCCCUCAAUGAGGAGUAUAUUGAAAAGGAUGAGCAACUCUUGGAUUUGAAAGAGGGCGAUGAAUUAGCAGUGGUGCCACCUAUAAGUGGAGGCUAAUACUAGUAUUGAAAUUGAGUGACAGAAUAUCAAAAUAGUUCAGUUGUAUAAAUGCAAAAUUAUAUUACAACUGACAGAAACACAACUGAGUAUAUAAAUAUAUAAAGGCUAUAUAUAAUACAACUAAUCUUCCUUUAAUCAUAACUAUACAUGUACAUGUAAGUGUAUAUGCAUCUUACUUGUGUCAUAAACUGUAAACUUAUGAAAAGACAUAACAAGCAUGGAUAUCAUUGAGAUAACAGAGGAGUCUCUGGAUGGAGAGAAACACCUGGAGAUUGUCAGACGAGUCACCCAACCUAACACUGGGGCUACCUCUAUAUUCAUGGGAACGACGAGGGACUUCUUUGAAGACAAGAAAGUUAUUAAACUUGAAUAUGAGGCUUACGAAUCAAUGGCAAAGAAAGAACUAAAGAAAAUCUGUGAACAAGCUAGAGAAAAAUAUGCAGUAGAAAAAAUUGCAGUAUUACAUCGAUUAGGUGAGGUACCAGUAUGUGAGACUAGUGUGCUAAUUGUGAUAUCUGCCCCACAUAGAAAUGCUGCCAUUGAUGCAACAAAGUUUGUGAUUGAUACUUUGAAAGCAACUGUUCCAAUAUGGAAAAAGGAAAUCUACGAAGACGGUUCUUGCAACUGGAAAGAAAAUAAAGAAUGCUCCUGGACAGGAAAAGACUAGCACUCAAAAGUCAUAGUUGAAAAUGGACUAACAUGCUUAACUAAAAUGCCACAAACAGAACAGUAAUAUGUGCAAUGGCCAUUAAGUUGCUUUUAUUUCUUUAAAACUCAUUGCUGAGUACUCCUAAGCAAAAUGUCAAUCCAAUACAGUGAUCUCCCCAGGAUUUUUUUCUCAAGUGGGUGCAAAAUUUUCAUUUUCACAAUCCAGAUCAAGAUUGGUCAAAAUAUGCCAAUUUUUCAUGAUUUUUCUCAUUUUCAAGUAGGUGC